AUGAUAAAUUACAGUCUCCAUUUCACAGUUACAUACAAAAAACCAAAAAAAAAAAGAAAAAAAAAAGGAAGAGAAAGGCAGCUUCCUCAACGCGAGCUUGUCUUGCUCCCGUUGUCCCUCUUAACCCCCUUAUAGCUUGCGCCUUAAUCUUCACUCUUCAGCAGGAACAACCUCCUCCAAACAGAAUGGCUCAAGAAGAUAAUCCAUUUCCUUUUCAGGAGACGUCUGCUUUUCUAGACGAAUUUGAACAGCUCUUCAAUGAAGCUAAAGCAACAGCCACUGUCAGGGUUGAAAUCAUUGCACGAUUGAGAAAGAUAAAAGUUUUCACUAUUGCAUAUUUGGUGUUUAGAUUGAUGGUAAUUUGCAUGUUUGGUGUUUAAAUUUAUGGUAAUUUUCUAACUUCACCAAUCCAUAGCCUGACUUGUUGCAGUUAUAUUGAUGAUGCUUUUGCUUUUGCCACCCUCUGUACCAUCUGUCUAUAC
This is a messenger RNA of Rubroshorea leprosula, 482 nucleotides long. The record is from the annotation of a GenBank genome assembly. NCBI's taxonomy places the organism in Eukaryota, Viridiplantae, Streptophyta, Magnoliopsida, Malvales, Dipterocarpaceae.